GGGUGCCGUUAUAUGGUUAUUUGGCACCAACUUUGCAUAUGUAGUGGAGCUGCUUUUCCAUUUGUAUGUACAGAAGUAGUGGUGCAGGAUGGAGCAAAAGAAGAGCACUAAGUCUGCAAAGAUGCUGGAUAUAUUUCAGCACCAGGGAGCUCUGGAGUUGCUGGUUUUUAACUUUCUGCUCAUCUUAACUAUCUUGACUAUCUGGCUCUUUAAAAACAGAAGGUUUAGAUUUCUGCAUGAAACAGGAGGCGCCAUGGUGUACGGUUUGGUGAUGGGAUUGAUUAUCCGUUAUGGCACAAAAUCUUCUGACUUUGAAAAUGGUAUAAUGUAUGGCUGUGAGAACCUGGACAGCAACCCAGGUAUGCUUCUUAUCAACGUCACUGACCGUGUCUAUAGGUACGAGUAUGCGGGAGAAGUAAGCAAGCACAACAUCAAAAACCACAAUGGAAACACAAUGUUACAAAAGAUGACUUUUGAUCCAGAAGUAUUCUUCAAUGUGCUUCUACCACCUAUAAUUUUCCACGCUGGAUACAGUCUGAAAAGGAGACAUUUCUUCAAAAAUCUGGGCACAAUUUUAACAUAUGCCUUUUUGGGAACUGCUAUCUCCUGCAUUGUAAUUGGGCUGAUAAUGUAUGGUUUUGUUAAGGCCAUGAUGGCAGUGGGACAAAUACAGACUGGGGACUUUCACUUUACAGACUGUUUAUUUUUUGGCUCCUUGAUGUCUGCUACAGACCCAGUGACCGUGUUGGCUAUUUUUCACGAGCUUCAUGUGGAUACAGAUCUAUAUACACUGCUAUUUGGAGAGAGUGUCCUAAAUGAUGCAGUAGCGAUUGUUCUCACAUACUCCAUAUCCAUUUACAGCCCCAAAGAGAAUCCUAAUGCUUUUGAUACAGCUGCGUUCUUCCAGUGUGUGGCCAAUUUCCUGGGAAUCUUUGCCGGCUCCUUUGCAAUGGGUUCAGCUUAUGCUGUUGUCACAGCCUUAUUGACAAAGUUUACCAAGCUGUGCGAGUUCCCUAUGCUGGAGACAGGGCUAUUUUUCCUCCUCUCAUGGAGUGCGUUUCUCUCUGCAGAAGCUGCUGGACUCACAGGAAUUGUUGCUGUUCUUUUCUGCGGAGUCACUCAAGCCCACUAUACCUACAACAAUCUGUCUGAGGAUUCCAAAGUGAGAACCAAACAGCUUUUCGAGUUCAUGAAUUUCUUGGCAGAAAACUUUAUCUUCUGUUAUAUGGGACCUUGCUCUAUUUACAUUCCAGAAUCAUAUGUUAAUGCUCUCUUCAUAUGUGGUGCUUUUAUAUCUAUUUUUGUAGCAAGAGCCUGUAAUAUAUAUCCACUUACAUUUUUUCUGAAUCUGGGUCGGAAAAAGAAAAUCCCGUGGAAUUUUCAGCACAUGAUGAUGUUUUCAGGUUUACGUGGAGCAAUAGCAUUUGCUCUUGCAAUACGGGACACAGACUCUCAGCCCAAACAGAUGAUGUUUACCACAACUCUGCUGAUUGUAUUCUUUACUGUAUGGGUUUUUGGAGGUGGUACUACCCCAAUGUUGACCUGGCUUCAAAUCAGGGUGGGUGUUGACCCAGAUCAGGACCUACGAGAAGAAAAUACAAAUCAAAAGACGGAAAACCAGAAUACAAGUUCAACCAAGGCAGAAAGUGCUUGGCUGUUCAGGAUUUGGUAUGGUUUUGAUCACAAAUACCUCAAGCCAAUUCUGACGCACACUGGGCCUCCUCUCACAAGCACAUUGCCAGAAUGGUGUAGUCCAAUAGCAACGUUGCUAACCAGCCCCAAAGCCUAUGGGGAGCAGCUGAAAGAUGAUGACAUGGACUAUAUUGUAAACCACGAUGAGCUUAGUGCCACCUAUGCAGAGAAUGGGGCCGCAGCAAAUCUGUCACCAACAGCAACAAGGCCAAGAGAUGAAGGGAACCCAAGGUCAACAGAAGGAAAAGAAAAUGUGCAAGAAGGAGAUCUUGGGCUUGGAGGAUCAUAUGAGUUCACAAUGCAUAAAAUGCCAAGUCAGCCUCCCAUAGACACAACGGGAGGAAAUAUCCAUAUAUAGUUCAUUUAAAGAGAAAGAUGAACAAAAGCAUUUCUUAAGAUCAGAAAAGUCAUACAAGCUUAAUAUGUUUACCAGGGCUUUAGGACUUUGCCCUAUCGCCUCUAGUGAAAACCAUCAUGUCAUUAAAACUCAGAUACAGAACCUCUUUACUGAAUGGGUUAAUAUGCAAUGAACAGUUAAAGGGAUAUGAAACCCAAACAUUUUAUUUAGUGAUUCAGAUAGAGCAUGCAAUUUUAAACAAUUUCCUAGUUUACUUAUAUUAUCAAUUUUCUGCUGUUCUCUGAAAAGCAGGGAUGUUUGCUUAGUAGGCAGCCGAUUGGAGCACUAUAAGGCAACAGUUUUGCAAGAAUGUUAUCCAUUUGCAAGAACACUAGAUGGGAGCACUAUUUCCUGCCAUGUAGUGCUCUAGAUGCCUACCUAGGUAUCUCUUCAACACAGAAUAUCAUAAGAACAAAGCAAAUUUGAUAAUAGAAGUAAACUGGGAACUUUUUAAAACUGUUAUGCUCUGUCUGAAUCACAAAAUAUUUUGUUUGGGUUUCAUAUCCCUUUAAAAAAUAAAACUGUGGAUAUACUUGAAAAAAAGGAAAGGUGCUAAAAUGCAGCAAACCUUAAAUGUAACCCAUGUAGACUAUAGACUAUCUGCACAGAUGACUCACAGUACCAAAUAGUAGGAAAUAAAUGUAUGUGCUCAAUAUCACAAGAAUGACAACACAUACAUGACUUAUACCAACAUAGAGAUACAUUUUCUUCCUAUCAAAAUUAUAAAAUCAAUUGGGAUACACAAUGUAGACAGAUUUAAACCAUCAUAUUUCAAUAGAUAUCCUUUUUUUUCCCCAUUAUAUUUGGAAAUCUGUUUAGCAACAGGAAUGUUUAAUGAUAACCACAUUUGAGAAUAAAUUGAUUUAUCAGAAAUUAAAUCACUGAAGUUCUCAAACUAUAACACAGAUACUGUGAGAAAUAUGACUGCUUGUAAUAUCUUAAAAAUGGUUUAAAGAACCAUAUUAACAAUAUAUCCCAAUAACAAUAUAUUAUCCAAGCAUGCAUUAAUUCAGCUACCAUUAUUUGUAUAUUAUUAUGUUAUGCAAAAUAAUAAUGAAAUCAAUUAAAACUACUAUUUUAUUAA
Messenger RNA from Bombina bombina (fire-bellied toad), 3173 nucleotides. RefSeq names its product solute carrier family 9 member A9 (gene SLC9A9). Gene Ontology annotation, molecular function: sodium:proton antiporter activity. The transcript has 16 exons. The record is from RefSeq and is a predicted model, not a curated record. Bases 89 to 2050 code for a protein of 653 amino acids. Gene Ontology annotation, biological process: sodium ion transport; regulation of pH; proton transmembrane transport. Gene Ontology annotation, cellular component: recycling endosome; membrane. Lineage: Eukaryota; Metazoa; Chordata; Amphibia; Anura; Bombinatoridae.